CAGCGAGUGACCGGCGGGCCAGCGGCGGCCGGCAGCGGCUAAAGCUAGGCCGCAAGGCAGGCACCCCCACCCUCACAAGUCACGGCAAGAUACUCCCCAUUCCCGGGACUCUCUCUCUCUCUCACCAACUCCCGGAUUCCGUUUUCCACCCGCCCGCUCCGCUCUCGGCGCAUCAUUCCUUGCCAGCGGCCCACGCAAAUCCCAAAUCCCAAACCCCGCGCCGAUGGACACGCAGCUCGAGCCCACCCGCGCCGCUCUUAUACGCCGCAGCCUGCUCGGGCAGCCGUGAUAACGCUCGUUCACCUCCCACGUGCCGACUCUGGUGGCCUUGGGGCGGCGGGGCGGCGAGAUGCUGGGGUCCGGGCUGAAUCUGGUGACCACGGUGAUCGGCUUCGGGAUGAGCGCCACCUUCAUCGUCUUCGUCUGCGCACGCCUCAUCUGCGGACGCGCCGUGCGGGCCGACGCCGAGGCCGACGUCGCCGCCGCCCGGGCCAUGGCUCCGGGCCCCGCGCCGUUCGACUUCGACAUCGAGUUCCGCACCGCGGAUCUCGAUCGCACGAUUCAGAACACCUGCAGUGGAUUGGAACCUUUCGUUGUUGCUGCAAUUCCAACAAUGACGUAUAGCUCUGAAGCCUUCCAUUCAAAAGAUGAUGCCCAGUGCUCCAUAUGUUUGGGUGAAUACGACGAGAAAGAGAUCCUGCGUAUAAUGCCCACAUGCCGACAUAAUUUUCAUCUUUCCUGUAUAGAUAUAUGGUUAGAGAAGCAAACGACCUGCCCAAUAUGCCGAAUCUCGUUGGACUUACCGGGUGGAAAAGCCAGUGCUUCCCCUGCCCGUAGCCUCCCUCAAUUAUUUGGCCACCCUGAGAGCUCUGCCAGUCGAUCACCGCAUUGGAUACUUCCUAUGCAUCGUGAUCGUAGCGGGGGUAGAGGUAACAGACCGGCCUCACAAGAAUCAUUAGAAGUGGUCAUAACAUGAAAUGCACUGAGACAAAAUCAAGACACGUUGGUCAGGCUAUGUUGUUCCUUGCGGUGCAUCGAGGACGUCUGCCAUUUGCAGAAAUCCUGUGCAUCCUUCUUCCAUCACAAUUCACCACACUUUGGGCAUAGAAUUGGAGGCAAUUUGUUUGUAGGCCCGGCCUUUAGGCAUGCUUUCUAUGUCACGGGUUGUAGAUUAGCGAGUUCCCCAUUUCGCCACUUCGUGGCUCUUUGUAUGUUCGUUUUGAUGUGCAUUUGUUGUAUAUUCUCAAAGGAAAUAGUUGUACCGAUCA
This is a messenger RNA of Aegilops tauschii subsp. strangulata, 1268 nucleotides long. RefSeq lists its product as uncharacterized. NCBI's taxonomy places the organism in Eukaryota, Viridiplantae, Streptophyta, Magnoliopsida, Poales, Poaceae. The record is from RefSeq and is a predicted model, not a curated record.